This is a messenger RNA of Callorhinus ursinus (northern fur seal), 1248 nucleotides long. NCBI's taxonomy places the organism in Eukaryota, Metazoa, Chordata, Mammalia, Carnivora, Otariidae. The record is from RefSeq and is a predicted model, not a curated record.
AUGCCCAGCUCCACUGCGAUGGCAGUUGGCGCGCUGUCCAGUUCCCUCCUGGUCACCUGCUGCCUGAUGGUGGCUCUGUGCAGUCCGAGCAUCCCGCUGGAGAAGCUGGCCCAGGCGCCGGAGCAGCGGGGCCAGGAGAAGCGCGAGCACGCGUCUCGGGACGGCCCGGGGCGGGUGAGCGAGCUCGGGCGCCCCGCGAGGGACGAGGGCGGCAGCGGCCGGGACUGGAAGAGCAAGGGCGGCCGGGGGCUCGCCGGCCGGGAGGCGUGGAGCAAGCAGAAACAGGCCUGGGCCGCCCAGGGCGGGGGCGCCAAGGCCGGGGACCUGCAGGGCCGGCCCCGCGGGGACACCCCGCAGGGGGAGCCCCCGGCCGCCGCCCAGGACGCGACCGGCCCGGACCUCGUGCCCACGCCCGAACCGCCCGAGGAGUACGCGUACCCGGACUACCGCGGCAAGGGCUGCGUGGACGAGAGCGGCUUCGUGUAUGCCAUCGGGGAGAAGUUCGCGCCGGGCCCCUCGGCCUGCCCGUGCCUGUGCACCGAGGAGGGGCCGCUGUGCGCGCAGCCCGAGUGCCCGCGGCUGCACCCCCGCUGCAUCCACGUCGACACGAGCCAGUGCUGCCCGCAGUGCAAGGAGAGGAAGAACUACUGCGAAUUCCGGGGCAAGACCUACCAGACUCUGGAGGAGUUCGUGGUGUCUCCGUGUGAGCGGUGCCGCUGCGAAGCCAACGGGGAGGUGCUGUGCACCGUGUCGGCGUGUCCUCAGACGGAGUGUGUGGACCCCGUGUACGAGCCUGACCAGUGCUGCCCCAUCUGCAAAAAUGGCCCGAACUGCUUUGCGGAAACAACUGUCAUCCCCGCUGGAAGAGAAGUCAAGACUGACGAAUGUACCAUAUGUCAUUGUACUUACGAGGAAGGCACGUGGAGGAUCGAGAGACAGGCCAUGUGCACAAGGCAUGAGUGCAGGCAAAUGUAGAAACGGGACCACACACACACACACAAAAACAAAAACAAAAAAAACGGACGUUUUUCUAGAACAUUUUACUGACGGGAACAUUCUAGAUGACUCUGGGGAAUAGCAUUCAACAGAAGACUUUUGAUGAGGAAUACGGAACAUGGUUGGUACUUUUGCGUUUCUUGCUAACAGUUACUGCAAAAGAAGGAAAUGGGUAUAUUUCAAAACAUCCACAAGAACUUUGGGCAUAACCCCCCCCUAAAUAAAUGUGCUAUUUUCACAGUAAGUACACCG